CAAGCUCCUAGAGUCUCAACACACUCAGCCAGCUAUUCUUAAAAUUUGCUUCUUCUUUUUUUCUCAUUUCCAUGAAAUUUGCUCUCUAUUCUUGUUCAACCAGUUCAUACGUACUCGGCCUGUAUGACUCUGUAGCACGAUACUUUCCAUGUACUUGAGCUCUUUGUUAUCAACAAUAUCAUUCACCCAUCAUACAUAUAUCACUUCUCCAUUUUCUUCUACGAACCAACUCUUCCGUUAAAAAUACACAAUCCUCCUCACCUUUUAAGAACCUCUCACCUCCCUUCUGCUCUCUCCUUCUCCGCACAUUGCUGCAACUGAAGCACACCACCCACCACCACUUCACAUUUCAUCCCACCAUCCUCCUCCUCCAUUCUCACCAGCUACCAGCAGAGCUCAAAUGGCUCCAUUGACACCCUUCUCGCUCUCUCAAUUAACCCUUCUCGGUCUAUUAACAUCAGGAGCGCUGUCAACGACAUUCACAAUGGUAAACAAAUGCGAGUACGCAGUGUGGCCGGGCAUUCUCUCCAACCCCGGCGCUCCGCCGUUUCCGACCGCCGGCUUCGCUCUCGAGAAAGAUGAGACCAUGACCCUAAUCGCCCCCGCCUCCUGGAGAGGCCGCUUAUGGGGCCGAACCCUCUGCACCCUCGACUCCACCGGAAACUUCUCCUGCGUCACAGGCGAUUGCGGCUCCGGAAAGCAAGAAUGCUCCGGAAGCGGCGCCGCCACUACCGCAACUCUCGCCGAGUUCAGCUUAGACGGCUUCGGCGGCCUUGACUUCUUUGACAUCAGCCUCGUCGACGGUUACAACCUCCCUAUGCUGGUGGUUCCCGAGGGUGGGACCGGCACCAGUUGUACCAACACCGGCUGCGUGGUCGACCUUAACAGCGUUUGUCCCUCGGAGCUCAAGGUGACUAGCGGUUCGGGAAGCGAAGUCGUCGGGUGCAAGAGCGCGUGCGAGGCGUUCCAGCAGCCGCAGUACUGUUGCAGCGGCGCAGACAAGUGCAAGCCUUCUUCGUACUCGCAAAUAUUCAAGAACGCGUGCCCUCAAGCGUACAGUUACGCACUCGACGAUGCGACCAGCACCUUCGCAUGUGCCAAUGCCAAUUACACCAUCACCUUCUGUCCCUCUCCGAACACCAGGUUACCAUCUCUUCACAACGAAGACGAUCCCCAAUACACACAGUGCAAGCAACCUUUCAAUUGUGGUAACCUCACAGACAUAUCCUACCCUUUCUGGGGAGGACCCAAUCGCCCCCAAGAGUGCGGUCGCUUAGGCUUCGAACUCACCAACUGCGAAGACGAAACUCAACUCCCUCACAUAGUAAUCGAAAAGCUAGAUUUCCAUGUGUCCAACAUCAACAGCCAAGAUCUUCUUCACACCAUGACAAUCGCUCGCUCCGACCUCUGGGACAAUCCUUGUACUGACCUCCUCGUCAACACCACUCUCGACUACAACCGUUUCUCUUAUGUCCAAACUGUUCGCAACCUCACCUUGUACUACGGCUGCCUCCCUCAAAACGAACCGGUCCUAAACAAUUUUACGUGCAAAAUAGACGGCACAACCAAGGAGAGAAAUAUUUCAUAUUACGUGGAUGAUUCACUCUCAAGGGUUGAUGUUCCGGGCGGACCCACAUGUUCUACCAAAAUCAUAGUCCCCACUUUUUGGGAGGGCUUUGAUGUAAUGCCAGACAAUGCAACGGAAGAAGUGGAAAAAGUUUUGAAGCAAGGGUUUCAGGUUGAGUACAGAGCGGAUUGGGAUCUCUGUAGGUUAUGCAUGAACUCUAAUGGCACCUGUGGAUCGAACGCAACGACGGAUUCGUUUCUCUGCCUUUGCGGGGAUCGUCCUUCCAAUUCUACUACUUGUCCAAUAACUCCAAUUGUUCAUGGCACCAAGUUCAACUGGAAAACAAAGGUUUUCAUAGGCGUAGCUGCGACUAUUGCAGGAUCUUGUAUUUUAUUGUUUGUUAUUCUCUUCCGUUGGACUUCACUGAUUAGGGAAAAUGACAAUGAAGAUGCUGCUGAGGCCUUCAUUCGGAACAUUGGACCUCUAGCAGUACAAAGAUACAAAUUUUCGGAUGUAAGGAAAAUGACCAACUCAUUUAAAGAUAAACUGGGUCAAGGCGGUUAUGGUGAUGUGUACGAAGGGAAGCUAUUGAAUGGUUGUCGUGUGGCUGUGAAGGUUCUUAAAGAAUCCAAAGGGAAUGGAGAGGACUUUGUUAAUGAGGUUGCCAGCAUUAGUAGAACUUCCCAUGUUAAUGUGGUCACUCUUUUGGGGUAUUGCUUUGAAGGUAAGAAAAAAGCGCUCAUAUAUGAGUUCAUGCCCAAUGGAUCACUUGAGAAGUUCAUAUACAAAGACAGUAAUCUUUUGACAACCACUCCACACUUGGAAUUGGAAAAACUCUUCCAAAUUGCUAUUGGGAUAGCUCGAGGGCUUGAGUACUUGCACCGUGGGUGCAACACACGAAUCUUGCACUUUGACAUUAAACCACAUAAUAUCCUUUUGGAUGAAGAUUUUUGCCCAAAGAUUUCUGACUUUGGUCUUUCUAAACUUUGUACGAGGAAAGAAAGUAUUAUAUCAAUGUUGGAAGCUAGAGGGACAAUAGGGUACAUAGCUCCAGAAGUGUUCUCCAGAAACUUUGGAAGAGUGUCUGCUAAGUCCGAUGUCUAUAGUUAUGGAAUGAUGAUUCUGGAGAUGGUUGGAGGAAGAAAGAAAGUCGAUGCUCGAGUGAGCCACACCAGUGAAAUUUAUUUUCCAGAUUGGGUUUAUGAGCAUCUUGAGCAGGGCAGCAAUUUUGGAUUGCUCAAUGCCGCGACAGAAGAGGAAAAAGAACUUGCGAGGAAGAUGAUCUUAGUGGGAUUGUGGUGCAUACAGACAAAGCCAUCAGAUAGGCCAUCCAUGAGUAAAGUGAUUGAAAUGUUGGAAGGAAGCACUGAAGCCUUGCAAAUACCACCAAAGCCUGUCCUAUCUUCUCCUGUACAGCAAUUCACCACAGACAAAUCUGAAAGCAUUGUUUUGCUACUGUACAUAAACAUACACAAGCAGUGUAAUGUACAAGAUCUUAUCAGAACCUCCAACACUGUAGACUGCAUUUUUUAAACUUUUGCAUUGAAGAUACAAAUGGGGAUAAUAGGACAAUCAAUUG
This is a messenger RNA of Rosa chinensis, 3146 nucleotides long. RefSeq names its product PR5-like receptor kinase. NCBI's taxonomy places the organism in Eukaryota, Viridiplantae, Streptophyta, Magnoliopsida, Rosales, Rosaceae. The record is from RefSeq and is a predicted model, not a curated record. Gene Ontology annotation, biological process: protein phosphorylation. Gene Ontology annotation, molecular function: protein kinase activity; ATP binding; polysaccharide binding. The coding region runs from base 401 to 3100 and encodes 899 amino acids. The transcript has 6 exons.